AUGGCAGAAAGAACGAGUUUUAUGUUUGAUGUCGUAUACGACCUUUUUGAUGAUAUCCUGGCCGAGUUCCAUCGAUGGGGUGACCUUCCCGUCGAUGUCAAGCUUUACGUAUUGAAAUACCUCACAGUUCCAACACUGAGAGGCUUCAUGUUUCGGAGUAAGGAAUGCUACGACUUGGUACGCAAGAUAAAACCGAAAGUUGACCUACAUCUUGAAGAUGCGGCAUUUAUACCCGACAGAAAACAGCGUAAAUUCGCGAAGAAUCACGAUGGUGUGAAGUUACACAUAUAUUGGCGUAAGCCUGGAGCAGGUCCGAAGUCUGUACAUGAUUAUCCAUUGAUAUUUGUGAAGUACAGUGAAGAGGGGUGCCAUGUGCAAAGAUUAGGAUAUGAAAAAGGAAAGUAUUGCAAGCGACCAGGUACAAGAUACAGCUCAAACACCAUUACUGCAGCAACAGAAGCUAUGUUCUAG
Messenger RNA from Cylicocyclus nassatus, 471 nucleotides. NCBI's taxonomy places the organism in Eukaryota, Metazoa, Nematoda, Chromadorea, Rhabditida, Strongylidae. The record is from the annotation of a GenBank genome assembly.